GAAGGAUGCAGUCCUCGUUUAGCCAUCGAUUACGCAGCACAGAAGAUUCGUGAGAAUGCGAACGCUUCGAUGGUAGAUGUCAUCAGAGAUAUGCGAAAUCAAAGAUAUCAGGCUAUCCAGUCAGCGAUCCAAUACGUCUACCUUCAUAUAUGUGUACUCGAAAUAUUCGCAGGAGACGGCGCUAUUCCAAGAGAUUCGAAAUUCAAUGAAUAUAUGGAAAGCUAUGUGUCAAUGAUCAAACGCUAUAAUAAAAAGGUGGAAGCGAAACAACGUGAGCGGGAGAAGAAUGAAGAAAAGUGA
Haemonchus placei is the source of this 300-nucleotide messenger RNA. The record is from the annotation of a GenBank genome assembly. Lineage: Eukaryota; Metazoa; Nematoda; Chromadorea; Rhabditida; Trichostrongylidae.